This is a messenger RNA of Anarrhichthys ocellatus (wolf-eel), 7455 nucleotides long. Its product is annotated as phosphatidylinositol 4,5-bisphosphate 3-kinase catalytic subunit alpha isoform. The transcript is spliced from 20 exons. The record is from RefSeq and is a predicted model, not a curated record. Gene Ontology annotation, molecular function: 1-phosphatidylinositol-4-phosphate 3-kinase activity; 1-phosphatidylinositol-3-kinase activity. The coding region runs from base 1530 to 4736 and encodes 1068 amino acids. Gene Ontology annotation, biological process: phosphatidylinositol 3-kinase/protein kinase B signal transduction; phosphatidylinositol-mediated signaling; phosphatidylinositol-3-phosphate biosynthetic process. NCBI's taxonomy places the organism in Eukaryota, Metazoa, Chordata, Actinopteri, Perciformes, Anarhichadidae. Gene Ontology annotation, cellular component: cytoplasm; phosphatidylinositol 3-kinase complex, class IB; phosphatidylinositol 3-kinase complex, class IA.
CUGUCUCUGGCAACAGAGUUUUUUUCUCAUUGUAGUUGCAUUUCUUAAGAGGCAUUUAAUGUCCUAUUGAAGUAAACAGUGAACAAGCGGUCUGCGCUCCCAGCCUCCUCUCAUGACAAACCGCUUUUCUCCACCAGCUCGCUCACUCUGUGUGGGAGGGCGGUCCGUGAUGAUGAGCUUGCUAGCAGCCUUCGAACAGGCUACCGUUAGCUAUGUGGAGCUAGCGUGCUACCAAACUGUUCAGUUUAUUUUCGUGACAGCACGAUGAAGAACAUAAUGAAGCAUUAUAGACUUAUUCCACUACAGCAUAUUGACACGAUCACUGGGAGCGUCGUAUCUCCACUUACACCGGGUCUGUCCCGACCCCUCAGUGUCAUUGUUUGGAUGGACUAACAAGCUAGAGCUAGCACCGCUGCUUGAGACUUGCCGAGCGGGCACGGAUGGGAUUUACUCAGCUAGCAGCUGCUAAUGGGUGUACUGGCAGACUAGCUUUGCGGCUAACCGGUUGGCGUUAGCUAUCGGACACAGGUAGUUAGCUUUGUGUUUGUUUCUGACGUGUUUUGUUGUGUGUUCGCUUUUACUGUUAUCCUAAACAGCUAAAGUUACCCAGUUACCCACGCGACAAACUACGCCAGACUUAACAGUAGCUUGUGUAUCAGUCGAGGUGUUCAUAUUGUAGCGUUAGAUGACAUUGAUCUGCUUAGAGAACUUGGCUAGCAUGGUUUCCUAGCGAGCUAAGAAACAACACCUAAUGUUGAUCCACCGAGUAGCACAACGCGAACUAGUCGAGGUGACUGUCAAGCCCAGGCUACAAGCUAUAACUAACUAAUGUGUGUGUAAUGCUAAUGCUUGUUAGCAAACGUGUUUGUUUACAUGGUGUUUGAAGUUCUUCCAUUCGACAUCACUGGACAUUUAUCAGUUAAUGUGCUGCCCUCUUUAAGUUAGCACGAGUUAUUUUAACACCCACUCACUUAAGCGAAAGUUAUUUUCAUAGAUUUGUAUUUCUGUCUGAUGUGAUGACACGUUAUGUUGUCGUUAGGUUAAGCUAACGUUACUUGCUAACGCUAUAAUGAUUUACGAAAGUGUGCAUUGACAUCUUAAAUUACUGCUUGUGACAUCGUUACAGUUAGCCAGCUAAGUGGCUAUAAAUGUGUCCGCUGUCAAACUGAUCGAAAGUAACUCCACAUAACGGCUUUGUGCAAUAUAGUCGGCUCACAAACACUUAACGAAGAAAUAUAGAGUGGUGCUACAGACAUUCCCUGUUAUGCUGUUACUGCAUUUUAUAUAAUUUUUUUGGCAACCCAUGAUACAUUGGGGUACCCCCACAAGUGUAUAUUUAGCAUAUUUAUAUGCGGUCACUAUGCAGCUCUAGCAUUGCUUAAGUCAAUUGUUUACCACAAGCGCUCUGCAUUAUUGUGCACAGGUCAGUGAUUCUUAUAUAAUCCCGUUUCCUUCUUUCUCGCAGUUGGUUGACAUUGCACAUGUGAUAAUUAGUGGACUCUGAAAAUAGCAGAUUUGUUGGCACGACCAUGCCUCCAAGGCCUUCCUCGGGAGAACUAUGGGGGAUGCACUUGAUGCCCCCCAGCAUCCUAGUGGACUGCCUUCUGCCAAAUGGCAUGAUUCUCACGUUGGAGUGCCUCCGGGAGGCCACGCUGAUUACAGUCAAGCAUGAUCUUUUCAAAGAGGCCAGGAAGUACCCUCUUUACCAUCUGCUGCAGGAGGAGAGCUCCUACAUCUUUGUCAGUGUCACCCAGGAGGCAGAGCGGGAGGAGUUUUACGAUGAGACCAGGAGGUUGUGCGAUCUUCGGCUCUUCCAGGCCUUCCUCAAAGUCAUUGAGCCAGUAGGCAACAGAGAAGAGAAAAUUCUCAACAGAGAGAUAGGUUUUGCCAUUGGAAUGCCUAUAUGUGAGUUUGAUUUGGUGAAAGACUCGGAAGUGCAGGACUUCAGAAGGAACAUUUUAAAUGUUUGCAAAGAGGCUGUGGACCUUAGAGACACUAACGGACCCCACAGCAGAGCUUUGUACGUCUAUCCUCCCAAUGUAGAAUCUUCUGUAGAACUUCCCCGGCACAUCUAUAACAAGCUAGAUAAAGGUCAAAUCAUUGUGGUCAUAUGGGUUAUUGUAUCACCCAGCAAUGACAAACAGAAGUACACCCUUAAGAUCAACCAUGACUAUGUGCCAGAGCAGGUGAUUGCCGAAGCCAUCCGUAAGAAGACACGUAGCAUGCUGCUCUCCCAGGAGCAGUUAAAGAUGUGUGUACAGGAGUAUCAGGGAAAGUACAUCCUCAAAGUCUGUGGCUGUGACGAGUACUUACUGGAGAAAUAUCCUCUGAGUCAGUACAAGUAUGUGCGCAGCUGUAUCAUGUUGGGACGGAUGCCAAACUUGAUGCUAAUGGCAAAAGACAGCCUGUAUUCCCAGCUGCCCAUUGACAACUUCACUAUGCCGUCGUAUGCAAGGCGAAUAUCCACAGCAACGCCCUACAUGAAUGGGGAAACAGCCACCAAGUCUCUCUGGACUAUCAACGGGACGCUGAGGAUCAGGAUACUGUGCGCCACUUACGUCAAUGUCAACAUCAGAGACAUUGACAAGAUCUACGUCAGGACUGGGAUAUACCACGGUGGAGAGCAGCUGUGUGACAACGUCAACACCCUGCGCGUGCCCUGCUCAAACCCCAGGUGGAACGAGUGGCUGAACUACGACAUGUACAUUCCAGACAUCCCCCGUGCUGCCCGACUCUGCCUCUCCAUCUGCUCUGUGAAAGGAAGGAAGGGAGCUAAAGAGGAGCACUGUCCUCUCGCCUGGGGCAACAUUAACCUGUUUGACUACACCCACACACUAGUAUCAGGGAAGAUGGCGCUCAACCUAUGGCCUGUCCCACACGGCCUGGAAGACCUGCUCAACCCUAUCGGCGUCACAGGCUCUAACCCCAACAAGGAAACCCCUUGUCUGGAGCUGGAGUUUGACUAUUUCAGUUGCCCUGUCAAGUACCCUGAAAUGACCAUCAUUGAGGACCAUGCAAACUGGAAUAUCUCCAGAGAGCUUGGCUUUAAUUACUGCCACACCGGUUUGAGUAACAGACUGGCGCGUGACAACCCUCUGACCGACACUGACAAUGAGCAGCUACGACAGGUGUGUAACAGAGAUGCGCUGUCUGAAAUCACUGAGCAGGAAAAAGACUUUCUAUGGAGACACAGACAAGACUGCGUCAACAUGCCAGAGAUCCUUCCCAAGAUCCUCCUGGCUGUGAAAUGGAACUCUAGAGAUGAGAUUGCUCAGAUGUAUUGCCUCCUGAAGGACUGGCCUGCUAUCAAGCCAGAGCAAGCCAUGGAGUUGUUGGAUUGCAACUUCCCUGAUCCUAUGAUCAGAGAGUUUGCCGUAAAGUGCCUUGAGAAAUACUUAACUGAUGACAAACUCUCACAGUACCUUAUUCAACUGGUUCAGGUUCUUAAGUAUGAGCAGUACCUUGAUAACCCACUGGCACGCUUCUUGCUGAAAAGGGCAUUAACCAAUCAGAGGAUAGGACAUUUUUUCUUCUGGCAUUUGAAGUCAGAGAUGCACAACAAGACAGUGAGCCAGCGGUUUGGGCUGCUGUUGGAGUCGUACUGCCGGGCUUGUGGCAUGUAUCUGAAGCACCUGAGCAGACAGGUGGAGGCCAUGGAGAAACUCAUCAAUCUCACUGACCUCCUCAAACAGGAGAAAAAGGAUGAGGCACAGAAGGUUCAAAUGAAGUUUCUGGUGGAGCAGAUGAGAAGGCCUGAUUACAUGGAUGCCCUGCAGAACUUCACCUCUCCACUGAAUCCGGCACACCAGCUGGGAAACAUCCGCCUGGAGGAAUGCAGGAUGAUGUCAUCAGCCAAGCGACCGCUAUGGCUGAACUGGGAAAACCCAGAUAUGAUGUCAGAGCUGCUCUUUCAGAACAACGAAAUCAUCUUCAAAAAUGGAGAUGAUCUGAGGCAGGACAUGCUGACGCUGCAGAUCAUUAGGAUAAUGGAGAACAUCUGGCAGAACCAAGGCCUUGAUCUCAGGAUGCUGCCGUACGGUUGUCUGUCAAUCGGUGACUGUGUGGGUUUGAUCGAGGUGGUGAGGAACUCUCACACCAUCAUGCAGAUCCAGUGUAAAGGAGGCCUGAAGGGGGCACUGCAGUUCAACAGCCACACACUGCAUCAGUGGCUCAAGGAUAAGAACAAGGGAGAGAUGUAUGACCAGGCCAUAGAUCUGUUCACGCGGUCGUGUGCAGGCUACUGUGUAGCCACAUUUAUCCUGGGCAUAGGGGACAGACACAACAGCAACAUCAUGGUCAAAGAUGAUGGACAGCUGUUCCACAUAGACUUUGGCCAUUUCCUCGACCACAAAAAGAAGAAGUUUGGCUACAAGAGAGAACGCGUUCCCUUUGUGCUCACACAGGACUUCUUGAUCGUUAUCAGCAAAGGAACUCAAGAGUGCACCAAAACAAGGGAGUUUGAAAGGUUCCAGGAGAUGUGUUACAAGGCGUACCUGGCAAUCCGGCAGCAUGCCAACCUCUUCAUCAACCUCUUCUCCAUGAUGCUGGGCUCAGGGAUGCCCGAGCUGCAGUCGUUUGACGACAUCGCUUACAUCAGAAAGACGCUGGCCUUGGACAAGACGGAGCAGGAGGCCCUGGACUACUUCAUGAAGCAGAUGAACGACGCUCACCACGGCGGCUGGACUACCAAGAUGGACUGGAUCUUCCACACAAUCCGCCAGCAUGCCAUGAACUGAAAUGAUGACUAAUACAUGAGAGGAGUAAAAAGGACCGUGGCAACAACAGCACACUAAGAACCAAAAGAAUAUUGAGAAGCGAGCGAGGUGUUUUCCCCAAACACCCUAAGGCCUGGUAAUACUUCUGCCAGCGUGUGACUCUGAAACAUUACCUGCCAGAGCACCACAACAUAAGGGUGCUUAGAAGGGCCUAUUUCAGGGACAAAAUGCCUAAAUGCUCCUGUUUCUACAGGUUUCUGACUUUUCUCUCUCUCCCUGCACUAUGAACUUCAGAUGACGUCAUAUUUCAUCAGUCUUCUUCAUAGGAACUAAGCAAGUGUAAUGGACCUCGACAAAACAUUUGCCUUCUUUUGUGUGAACAGACUAUCUAUUAUACUACUAGAUUUUUUUAAAUUCAUUAUUCCUUUCAGUACAUCUACAACCAUCAGCAUUAAGAAAGCAACAUCAUGAAGCGGUGUACCAUGAAGCACAGACUGUUUUUCUAAAGGUGAACUCGCUGCUUCUUUUUCCACUACCUAUUUUAAACUGAUGAAGGCGGGGGAGAUAUCGGCACACACAGCCAGGCUAGCUGAGACAGAAGGAAAGGGACAAUGAGAGGCCUGGCGGGUGACCACAAAAUCAUGAUCACCUCUUUACAAUCAUGAAAAGCAACUGCGGAACUGAUAGGGGGACAUGUUGUUACACUUAGAUAGCAUUUAACACGUAACGCUAACUGAAAUAGCAACUUAUUUGUAGCCUACAGAUGACGUGUCCUCAGUUUAGAAACAACGCCAGAUAACUGACUUUUGUACAGCGGUAUAUCCAUAGACUUGUAUGCAUUCGGUGCACAUAUUCCUUUUUGAGUCUAUUUUCUACUGAGCCAAAGUACUAGAUGUGUAACCCCACUAUUUAGCUGUCUUAUUGUAAAAAAAAAAAAAAAAAAAAGAAGAAAAAAAAAAAUAGUCACGGCUAUUCUAAGUCUCUUGUCUGUCCUCAUAGCACUGAUCUCUGCAGUAUUUGUUUGUGUUUCGUUUCGUCUAUCAGUAUUAUUUUGUGUCUGAUGUCCACCCCGCGCAGUCGGAACACAGACGGAACACAGACGGACCGGAGAAAACCUUUCUGCUGGUCGACCUGUUGAAGAUGUUCUGAAUUGGCUGAUGAAAGGCAAGAAACGGUGGGGGGGGGGGGGGAUGUGGGAUGUGCAGGGUUCCUUUUGUGUGCUGUGCUGUUACACUAUGCAAGUUGUGAUUCCUAAUAUGUACUGUCGACUGCAGGAAAAAAAGGAAAAAGUUGAUGUCAGAGUAGGACAAGAGAGAGACAUUCAUCUCCCCCCCCGACAUGCUCACACAGACAAGUGUGUCAGUGAACUUUGUACAGACAUUACAUGGAAGAGGACAACAAAAAAAACAAAAUGCUGCACUGUAACAGAAUCCUCUACUUCUUCCCAACAAAAAGAACUGUGAGAAACGCCUUUGGACCCUGCCUUUUUGCUUCUCCUCACCAGGUUUAUAUCUGGAGCUUCAAUCUAAGCCAUCUGUAUAAUGUUUGAUCAGUCGAGUUUUGCUCCUGUCUUCUUGUUCUCAGUCACACAUUUGACAGGUCAUUGAAGACAGAUGCUCUCCUCACUUUUUGCCAUAUGGUCCCAGAUCGUAACGUCCAGGUAAAGAAAAGUAACCGAAGUGAAUUUUUUUUGUCAACCUUCCAAGUGUCUUCUUCCCUCUUCUCUCCGAUGAUUGUCACCCUUAUGUGUGGAAGAAUAGUCUUUGCAGGUUCGCUCGCUGCACACAGACGCAUACGUAAGAGGUCAGUAAAUGUUCCAGCUUUACCAAAUGAUACACAACAUGGCGGUUUCCUGGACACUCAAGUCUGUCUGAAAGUCCACUUUUUGUUUUCUGUACCUGGCUACGGACUUAUAAAACGCCCAGGAAACCGAUCCGAGUGAGAUUUGCUUCUGUACAGGCGACAGAGCAGUGGGCCGGACCCAAACAGAGAAAACUAGACCCCAUGAACUUUAUUGAAGAACUCUCUAAAUCAUGCUAUUUCCCUUUGUAAUUGUUUCUUCUUCUCACACUGCAUCAUGCAUGAGGUCCUCGAGUAUCUACUUUUUUUUUUUUUUUUUUUUGUUUGUUUGACCUGAUGUUGUUUACUUGAAUUUCAUGUACAGAAAUGACCUUGUUACUUGUGAGGUACAACAAAGUCACAAUGAAGUUAACAGAUGCUGAUAACUGCUACUACACGUGCAAAUGCUUUCCUUGAAUUACUACAGAGGUAAUAUAUUUUUGUAUUUUUAAAUGUAAGCAAACUCGUAAAUGUAACUGCUAACCAAAAAACAAAAAAAAAAAAAAAAAAAAAGCCGGAAUCAUGCAUAAUGUGCACCAUCCUCAUACAAAACCCAGUAGACAGCUUCUAGUUGUUGAAAUGAUAUGAAUGACAAAGCAGAGGUGGAUUGUUGAAUGAAGGAGGAGGACUCGAUGCUGUUGUCGGUGUACGAUCUUCACGCCAAGUGGAGAUCUCUUGCCCUAAGUGGAAGUCUGUAAGCACAAUAAGGAGGACGACGCUACCCUGCAUGUUUUUAAAAGACCCAGAACCCAUAUGUUAGUUAUAUAUCCAUCUGAGUAUAUAUAUCAUGUAAAACUCUUCAAAUACUUGUUUUAGUUAUCCUCAUAUGACAAUGUCUGAUUAAAAGAAACCUGUAUGCAUUCAUUUAUUGUACUGUUGAAUAAAAACAUUUCUCCCUAUC